AUGAAGGACGGAAGAGCUUCUCUGGACGGUGACGGAGCUUCUCCAGGCAGCCCAGCGCCUUACGUUGGCCAGCUUCGCCCGGGCGGUGAGUGCGUCCCUCCCCCCGCAAGAGUCUCUCUCCUGAGACGGACUUCCCGAUCGCUCAGGGCGUCGCCAUUGACAAGCUCCUCCGACAUUGGAUUUAUUUUGAGCCCGGUGGAGCUCGUUUCAUGGGAUUUAUCUGUUUCUUGUCAACCACCCCCGUCCCGCGCACAUCCGACGCAGUCGAACCCCGAUCGACCCCUACCACUACUCCCAUCAACUAUCGAUCCGGACUAUCUUGUCUACUAUAAUAAUGUCCGAGUCUCCGCCGCCCCCACCGUCUUGGAGCAUCGCCGGUAUGGCCAACAAUGCGGUCCAGUUCCUACGGUUGCCGGUGUUAGCUUCGUCCGGCCUGGCAGUGGUCGCGAGCGGUCUUUUAUAUUUCAAGCAGAAGUUUGUGACACUGACCACGUGUGCAGCGAGUUGAUCUAUCCUCGCAACGUCCCUGCUGAUGCACGAACCAAUGUCCCCAAGCCCCGCCAGUUCGGUGUCUCCGAUUACGAGGACCUCCAGAUCCCCACGCCGGACGGGGAGUCGUUACAUGCGCUGUUCAUUCGCCCGUCGAAGAAGCGCAUUACCCGGAACAUCACCGUCUUGAUGUUCCAUGGGAAUGCAGGCAACAUCGGACACCGGGUUCCCAUUGCCAGAGUUCUACAAGACGUCCUGGGAUGCAAUGUGUUGAUGCUGGAAUACCGAGGCUACGGGCUGUCGACUGGCGUGCCAGACGAGGCUGGGUUAAAGAUCGAUGCACAGACGGGCCUGGAUUACAUCCGACAGCGAGCCGAGACUAGCGAUUCCGACAUUGUUGUCUACGGCCAAAGUCUGGGCGGUGCCGUGGCGAUCAAUUUGGUCGCUGAGAAUCAAGAUGCCGGCGAUAUCAAGGGGUUGAUUCUGGAGAACACGUUCUUGAGUAUUCGCAAGCUGAUCCCUACGGUUUUCCCUCCCGCCCGUUACCUCGCUCGUUUCUGUCACCAGUAUUGGACCAGUGAAGAGAUCUUACCCAAGAUUACCAAGGUCCCUAUACUCUUUUUGAGCGGAUUGAAGGAUGAAAUCGUGCCACCCUCGAACAUGACGCAACUAUUCGCCAUUUGCACCGCGAGCCGCAAAGUCUGGCGCACUCUUCCGAACGGCGGACAUAACGACAGUGUGGCUGAACCAGGCUAUUUCGAACAUAUCCACUCCUUUGUCAUGGAAGAAGUCGUCGGUGAUUCUUCGUAG
Molecule: messenger RNA, 1299 nt
Organism: Aspergillus affinis
Lineage: Eukaryota; Fungi; Ascomycota; Eurotiomycetes; Eurotiales; Aspergillaceae
Product: alpha/beta hydrolase
Exons: 4
Coding region: 1-1299 (432 amino acids)
Cellular component (GO): membrane
Molecular function (GO): palmitoyl-(protein) hydrolase activity
Source: RefSeq, a predicted model, not a curated record